AUGGCCAACCCAAAUCGUGAAAGUGUCAGUACGCGGUUUUCUGAUAAUUAUGAUCUUAAAGAAGAAUUGGGAAAAGGCGCCUUUUCAAUCGUUCGACGUGCUGUGCAGAAAUCAACCGGUUACGAAUUUGCGGCCAAAAUAAUUAAUACUAAAAAACUCUCUGCAAGAGACUUCCAAAAGUUGGAGAGGGAGGCGCGAAUUUGCCGAAAACUUCAACACCCUAACAUUGUGAGACUCCACGAUUCGAUUCAAGAGGAACAUUUUCAUUACCUCGUUUUUGAUCUGGUAACGGGCGGUGAAUUGUUUGAAGACAUCGUUGCCAGAGAGUUCUACUCUGAGGCUGAUGCGUCUCAUUGUAUACAACAAAUUCUUGAAUCUGUACACCAUUGUCACCAUAAUGGGGUUGUUCACAGAGACUUAAAACCAGAAAAUCUCUUACUUGCCAGCAAAGCUAAGGGAGCUGCUGUAAAACUUGCUGAUUUUGGAUUAGCCAUUGAAGUACAAGGCGAUCAGCAAGCCUGGUUUGGUUUUGCGGGUACUCCUGGCUAUUUAUCACCUGAAGUACUUAAAAAAGAACCAUACGGUAAGCCAGUAGAUAUCUGGGCGUGCGGUGUGAUUUUAUAUAUUUUGCUUGUUGGAUAUCCUCCAUUUUGGGAUGAAGAUCAACAUCGACUGUAUGGGCAAAUUAAAGCGGGCGCUUAUGAUUAUCCAUCGCCCGAAUGGGAUACAGUAACCCCCGAAGCUAAAAGUCUCAUAAACCAGAUGUUAACUGUAAACCCGAGCAAGAGAAUAACGGCUUCUGAAGCUCUUAAACACCCAUGGAUUUGCCACCGGGAACGUGUUGCUUCUGUUAUGCACAGGCAAGAGACCGUGGACUGUUUGAAGAAAUUCAAUGCACGACGCAAACUGAAGGGCGCAAUUUUGACAACUAUGCUUGCCACCCGCAAUUUCUCUGGAAAGUCCAUGGUGAACAAAAAAGGAGACGGGUCACAAGUAAAAGAAUCAACCGACAGCAGCACAACAUUGGAAGACGAUGACCUAGACAAGGACAAGAAAGGUGUAGAUAGAGCAUGUACUGUAAUUUCCAAGGAGCACGACGAGGAAGCGUUGACUAAAGCUGAUUCAUUUGGUAAAGCUCGUGGUGACAGUAAUGCUUCUUUGCGCCGAGCAGAAGUUAUUAAAGUUACUGAAGUGCUCAUAGAUGCAAUUAAUAACGGUGAUUAUGAAACCUAUUCCAAAUUAUGUGACCCAAAUGUAACUGCAUUUGAUCCAGAUGCACUGGGCAACCUAGUGGAAGGCGUCGAAUUUCACAAGUUCUUUAUCGAUAACACGCCAACCCAUGUGAAAACUAACACGACGAUCUUAAACCCUAGAGUGCAUCUUAUCGGUGAUGAUGUAGCCGUAAUCGCAUACGUAUGCGUAACACAAAGUGUGGACGCCGAGGGACGACGAGCCACACACCAGUCGCAAGAGACUCGUAUAUGGCACAAACGCCACAACAAGUGGACGGCAAUACAUUUCCAUCGCUCCUAA
Messenger RNA from Spodoptera littoralis (African cotton leafworm), 1533 nucleotides. The record is from the annotation of a GenBank genome assembly. Lineage: Eukaryota; Metazoa; Arthropoda; Insecta; Lepidoptera; Noctuidae.